AUGUAUAACUACCUACUUCUUGUACUGAACUACCUGUUACCGUUGCUCACCCUUGUCUCCGCCUACUCGCGCGUUGGUAUGGAGCUAUGGGGAAGCAGGGCUAUUGGGGAGGAGACGUCAAUCCAGACAGAUAGGGUCAAGUCGAAACGAAAGGUGGUUAAAAUAAUGAUCGUGGUGGUUCUAAUAUUUGGUAUGUGCUGGUUACCAAUGCACGCGUGCUUUCUGCUGACCAGCCACUACAGGUCUAUAACCGAAUACAAAUACAUCCAACAGAUCUACAUAAUCAUCUAUCUGAUGGCCAUGAGUAACUCCAUGUAUAACCAGAUAAUCUAUGGGUGGAUGAAUUCUAGGUAA
This is a messenger RNA of Dreissena polymorpha, 354 nucleotides long. Its product is annotated as tachykinin-like peptides receptor 99D. The record is from RefSeq and is a predicted model, not a curated record. The transcript is spliced from 2 exons. Gene Ontology annotation, molecular function: tachykinin receptor activity. Gene Ontology annotation, cellular component: plasma membrane. NCBI's taxonomy places the organism in Eukaryota, Metazoa, Mollusca, Bivalvia, Myida, Dreissenidae. Gene Ontology annotation, biological process: G protein-coupled receptor signaling pathway. The coding region runs from base 1 to 354 and encodes 117 amino acids.